This is a messenger RNA of Knipowitschia caucasica, 312 nucleotides long. The record is from the annotation of a GenBank genome assembly. NCBI's taxonomy places the organism in Eukaryota, Metazoa, Chordata, Actinopteri, Gobiiformes, Gobiidae.
AUGCCUGUGUGUUUGCCCGCCCAUCACCUGUCACUCCGCAGACCCAUUCUUCCUGUCACCAUCCGGAGAGGUACGUAUCCAUUACUUGUGUCCUCUUCAACCUCUGAUCGGGACAGGCCAGUUCUGCGCUGUCUGAGAGGGAAGGGGGGGGGGACAUGGCUCCAACCCUACCCUGCCCUGCCUACGCCCAAUCCAAACCGGCGAGCUCGGUGGACAUCGAUCCCCACCCGCGACAUUCUGUCCCGGGGAGUGGGGAAAGCAGAUACAGCCGAUUGCCUCCAACGAUCAUUGCGCUGUGCCCUGUGGGGAUGA